Molecule: messenger RNA, 3084 nt
Organism: Diuraphis noxia (Russian wheat aphid)
Lineage: Eukaryota; Metazoa; Arthropoda; Insecta; Hemiptera; Aphididae
Product: semaphorin-1A-like
Biological process (GO): negative chemotaxis; axon guidance; neural crest cell migration
Cellular component (GO): plasma membrane
Molecular function (GO): chemorepellent activity; semaphorin receptor binding
Source: RefSeq, a predicted model, not a curated record
UUUUUUUCUAGAUGACAUUCAAAAUCACAAUUUAACGCUUAUAUAAGUACUACAUUUGUGCAGUUUCAGAUGAAUUCUCCGAACAACCUAUAAAUAUGUGGGACUGUUCGAGUUGCGGAACACGUCGUCUGGUCAACUUGCUCGUCUUUACCRUUUUGAUUAGUUUGUCCGAGGCUUGGCAACAGAAUCUACCGCCAAAGAACAGUGUCAGAUAUGGCGCAUUCAAUUCCGACCAAAUAUUUCACGGCAACAGGACCGCCACAGACUACUUCAAAAUACUCCUCCAAGAUCAGACGACGGCACUAAUAGGAUCCAGAAAUGUACUUUACAACAUCAGUUUGGACACCAUGAAGGAAAAUCACAGGUACUAUUGGAAUUCUUCAGAAGCGAAUUAUGAAAUGUGUCAGUUGAAGGGCAAAUCGGAGGACGAUUGCCAAAACUACAUAAGAGUUGCRUACAAAAAGAACGACGAAGAACUGUUUGUGUGUGGAACCAAUGCUUUUCAUCCUAUGUGCAAAAUAUUCAAUUUGACCGAUGGCACCAAAGGUGCAGAAGAAAUGGACGGACGGGGUAGAUGUCCGUACGACCCGUUGCACAACAGCACGUCCAUUUACGCCGGCGACCAAUUGUACUCGGGAACCGUGGCCGACUUUUCCGGAAGCGAYCCACUCGUAUACAAAGAACCGAUGCGGACUGAACGACUAGACUUCAAACAACUGAACGAUCCGAAUUUCGUGAGUUCGUUGGAAUAUAAAGAUUACAUAUUUUUCUUCUUCAGAGAAAUCGCCGUCGAAUACAUAAACUGCGGAAAAACUAUUUAUUCGCGAGUGGCCCGAGUCUGCAAACACGAUAAAGGUGGUCCGCAUUCGUAUAGGGAUCGAUGGACAUCGUUCCUGAAAGCUCGGCUCAACUGUUCCAUCCCCGGCGAAUAUCCGUUUUAUUUUGACGAGAUCCAGGAUACCAGUGACAUAUUGAAUACGGCUCUGACCGGCAUCGUCGACCCGAUCGUCUACGGUGUGUUCAACACACCCGUGAACGCCAUCAGUGGCUCGGCUGUGUGCAUGUUCAAUAUUAGYGAUGUCAUCGAGACUUUCAUGGGUUCAUUCAAAGACCAGGAAGCUAUGGACUCCAACUGGUUGCCAGUGAAAAAGAUCCCCGAACCCCGACCAGGGACAUGCGUAGAUGACAGUCGGACAUUGCCGGACAUAACAGUGAAUUUCAUCAAGAGCCAUUCGCUGAUGGACGGUGCGGUACCGUCGUUGUUCUCCAAACCGAUUUUCACUCGGAUAUCACUACAGUCUAGAUUGACCAGCAUCGCGGUGGACAAUCAGAUUUCCGGCCUGAAAGGACAGUACUACGACAUUCUGUUUAUGGGAACUGACGACGGGAGGUUGGUCAAAGGCGCAUUGCACACCAACAACGGUUUGCCUGAAUUCAUCAACAUCGAAGAAGUUAAUCUCACCUCUAACAACACGAAGUCGCUUCCGGUCCGGACAUUGAACAUCAUCAAGUCAGUCGAUGGCAAGCCCGGGCGUAUAGUGGUCACAUUCGAUCAACACAUCAUCUCUGUGCCACUGGACCGGUGCUAUCUGAAGACGACUUGCCAAGAAUGUAUUGACCUACAAGAUCCAUACUGCGCGUGGGACGGGUCGCAUUGUGUUAACCAUUUGGAAAUCAAGAGUAUGUCCAAACAGUAUUUCGUUCAGUCCAUUGGAUCGUCUCAGUACAAUGUUUGCCCUAAAGUGCCUUUCGAUGACAAUAUCGUACAUUCUUCGUCAUUAGACGAUAACAACAUCGACUCGAACGUGCCUAGGUGUCCGUCGUGCGCGCCCUGCUACACCGAGAACGUAAUCAACAGCGACAGCGUCAGCGACAAGGUGACCGAAAUGCCCGUAAUCUCGCUGGGCGAUGUCAUCGGGCUGCUGAUGAUGAUGUGCGUGCUGGCCACGCUGCUCGUCGGGUUCGCUGCCGGUUUCGUGUGCUCGCGGUACUUUCGGCACGCCGCCGAUCCGUUUUCGUCGAUGGCCGUUCACGCCCAUCACCAGCUUAACCGACUGGCCGAUAUGAACGGGGCAGCGGAGAUCGGCACCGCGCCGUUCCUGCCAUGUCCCAACAACAAAGCGCCAAUCAACCUGCUGGUGAACGUGACCAAGUGCAAGAACGAUACGCUCGAGAAGAACUUGGACUCGGCGGUCGAAAACAAGACCCUGCAAAAGGUYAAGAAAACGUACAUAUAAUAAGCGUGCGUACGGCGGACGGACGAGACGGCCACGACCGCCGCUUCCGGUUCCGUUUUGCCGGCGGACCGGAUUUGGCCCGAUGGCGAAAUACAGUGACUGAUUUCAACGACUUGUGCGCAAUGUGUGCGUACAGCGUACAAUAUUAUGUUGUUAUUAUUAUUAUUAUUAUUAUUAUCAUCAUCAUCAUUUUCGGUACGGUCGGACAAGGUGAAUAAAAGAUCUCAAACUUAAUCAAAACGGCAGUUAAAUAAUAUAAUAUAUAAAUAACCAUGUUUGUAUGAUAUUAUACUGUGCUUAUAUUAUAAUAUGCUUAUGGAGCAGCAAUUCGCAUAGACUCUUUCGCCGGGUACCUAAGUCAACCAACGUCCAUUACCGUUUACGAAUGUUGUCAGCAAAAUCAUCUAACGUGAUAUGACUCAUUCCUUAUGAUUAUUAAAUGAGCUUAUUAUUGACAAUUAUUAUUAUUAGUAUUAGUAGAUAUAACGUAUUUUAUAUUAUAUAUGGUACGAUACACUUCGGACGCGUUAUAAUCCGCAACACGUUUUUAUCGUGCGUUGUUAAAACUUAAAUGUUACACACGCAGAUAUAUAAUAUAUUGAUUUUAUGUUGUAAUAUUAUUACUAUUGUUAUUAUUAUUGUGAUAACUACUACAAUAUUAUUAUCGAGUGACUCGAACAAAUUUCGAGUGAAGGGUAAUUCGCGUUGACGCCAGCAAAUGCCGUAUUUGCCAGUGAACUUUGAAAUUGAAGAGGACCAAAUUUUCCUAAGGACUUGUAAAUUAUUUUAUAUACUAUACAUAUAUAUAUAUAUAAGAUUCAAUGUAAAUUAUACUUUAUGUAUUAGC